AUGGAACAAUUAGUAACUAUAUGUUUUAAAUUAUAUAGUGACUCCUUUGAUGAAAAUGAUUUAAUUUCACUUCAAGUAUUAAUUGAAUCGUUUAAUGCAAAAGUAAAUUUAAUUACUGAAACAGAAAUAACGAAUUUCCACUUGGAUGAACAAUAUGAAAGGGUUACCAAAUUAAACAUGGUGAAAUUUUUUAAAUUAAAAAGUAUUGAACCUGAAAAUAAUUUAGAUAACAUAAAAAUUAAAUUAGAUUCAUUAUUUCAAAAUUAUAAAAAUUUAACUUUUCACUCAUCAAUUAAAAAUAAUAAAGAAAUAUACAAUGUUGGUGAUGCAGUUGAAGUUGCAUCAUAUAAUGAACUUUCAGGUAGAUGGUCAGGUAUUAUCAAUUCAAUAUCAAUGAUUGAAAUGGAUGAUAACUAG
Molecule: messenger RNA, 417 nt
Organism: Dictyostelium discoideum AX4
Lineage: Eukaryota; Evosea; Eumycetozoa; Dictyosteliales; Dictyosteliaceae
Exons: 3
Coding region: 1-417 (138 amino acids)
Source: RefSeq, a predicted model, not a curated record